This is a messenger RNA of Oncorhynchus mykiss (rainbow trout), 1895 nucleotides long. RefSeq names its product secreted frizzled-related protein 2 like (gene sfrp2l). The record is from RefSeq and is a predicted model, not a curated record. Gene Ontology annotation, molecular function: Wnt-protein binding. NCBI's taxonomy places the organism in Eukaryota, Metazoa, Chordata, Actinopteri, Salmoniformes, Salmonidae. Gene Ontology annotation, biological process: canonical Wnt signaling pathway; non-canonical Wnt signaling pathway.
ACAUGGGGUAUUUCAUGUUUUAAGACUUGCGAAGUGUGACUUGUUAUUGUUUUAUUUGGGGUACGGAACCUGCAUACAACAGACGGGGCGAAAGGGAAAUACAGAACGACGAGAUGGCAAAAAUACAUUGUUAACACAUGCUCGUUGUGGGCAUGUUCUGCGGAGACUGCUAUCGCAAGAUAAAAGAGAAAAGUAAUCUUUCAGACGCCCCCCCUGGUCUACAGAGCCACUUUUACAGCCCUCAAUAACCAUUGCAUUUGAUGAAAGAACACGUUUGACGAGUUUGCAUGACUGGGUGACGCCAGACGCCCUCUCAUUACACAUCAGACUACUAGCUACUAGGCUGCGUACUUCUCUUCCAGGACUGCUAAACAACCCCUGUGCUGCUUUGUUUUUAUCUACGCCUGUUGUCAGUAUGGCUCAGCUGAUAAUAUCACUUUGCGUGUUGGUGUCUAUUUGUCUCGCCUCGGUUUUGACCAAAGACAGCAGCCACGUUCAGUUUGCGCCCGAAAGUCUCAGUACCUCCACGGUUCGCUCGGUGUGUAAGCCCAUCCCCAGCACACUUUCUCUGUGCUACGGCGUCGGUUACCGGGAGAUGCGGCUUCCCAACCUGCUGGGGCACGACUCGUUAAAAGAAGCCCAGCAGCAGUCGGCCGCGUGGCUACCGUUGGUCUCCAAACUCUGCCACCGGGAUACCAAGAAGUUCUUGUGCUCGCUCUUCGCCCCGGUGUGCUUACCGGAGGGGGCGGUGCGCCCCUGCCGUGGGCUGUGCGAGGCUGUGAGGGACGAUUGUCUUCCGGUGAUGAGCGCUUUCGGGUUCCCGUGGCCCAACAUGUUCAACUGCACUCGGUUCCCGCGCGGGACCCAUCUCUGCAUUCCCACCACGACCCGAGACACAGAGCGUGCGCAGAAGGAAGAGGGACACGAGGAGGCAUCAAAGGGAACAGUGAUCUGUGAUGCAUGCAGUCUGGCUGCUGAGGGAGAGAUAGACAACCAGAACAACUUCUGCAAGAGUCCAUAUGCCUUUAAACUGCGUAUUGGGAGUGUUUCUGUAGUGCAGGGUGACCGCAGGGUCGUCCCUCUGGCCCGGAGUCGCAUCCUGAGGUGGGAGGGUGGAGGCGCAGAGAAGGCCGAGGGCGUCGGGGGGGCCAUGGCCUACAGUGCCCUUUGGUUGCAGGAGGGGGGUACCUGCACCUGUCCUGCCCUGGAGGAGGCAGAUGUGGGGGAGGGGAAGGAGUCCCUGGCAGGGGUGUGGUACCUGGGCCUUGCUGACACACAGGAGGGCAGGCUGGUCCUCACUAGGCUGGUGAGGUGGAGGAGGAGCGACAAAGAACUCAAGAAGUUAGUCAGGAGACUGCUCAAACAACCCUGCUGAUGAUGUCAUCAUACAAACAUAGAGAGACUUUCCAAUUUGGCGAAUUGGAUGCGGAUGAGGACACCACAGCCCUGUUACAUUUCAGCCUCUAGACCGAGACAAUAUCUCUUCCAUAUCCCUUUCAUUUUCAUGUCACCUAGCUCUGGAGAAGUGAUGCCUUCAUCAUAUUUCUGUCAACUGAAUGGACUGGAUAGAUAGAUCUAUGAAGACCUGUGGGGAAGAGAGACCACCAGAGGUCCAGUGUCUGUGUGUUUGGAUCCAUGUUCUGGACACCUGUCACAUGUGAGACAUUUAGAAAAAUGUAAAUGAUGUAUUACGUUCUGAAUAUAAAAAAAAUCAUGUUUUUUUUAAUCAAUUGUGAGGACAUGAUUAUGAUUUGUGUAAGCCGAGUCAGACGACACAAUUACCAGUGAGGCACAGAGCAGCAUUAGUUCCAUUCAAAGCAGAGUAUUAUUGUCUGAUAGUAACAUCAAAGACUGCCGGGUAACAGUGUCUAAUAAACGUUAUAUUGAACCAUAAA